AUGAAAAGCCGAUACAACCUUUGGAAGAAACAGCUGAUCGUGUUCGGAGCUCAGCUCUAUCUUCGUGGAAGAUCAAUACAGAUUGGUGGAGAUACCGUGAUUGAUGUCAGUGCUGGCCACAUUCUUUAUCCACUGUUUGCUGUCCGUCAGUUCUUUAAAGAAAUUAUAAUUAUAGAGUGUAAUGACCAAUGUAUUAAAGGAGUGAGAAAUUGGAUUGACAAUGAUCCAGGUGCCCAUGAUUGGUCUUAUGCUUCCAAAGCUUUGAAGGAGAUAGAAAAUGCAAGUGAAAGCUAUCAGGAUAUAGAAGCUAUGACAAGAAGGAAAAUGAAACGCAUUGAGAAGUGUGAUCUGGCGAAGAAAAACCCUACAUCUCCUGUAGAGCUACCAAAGGCAGACUGCGUCAUCUGUUUUCGGACCCUGGAUGGUGUUAGUCCUGAUCGCAACGCGUUCCGCAGAAACCUGAAAAAUUUGUCAUCUCUACUUAAAGCUGGGGGGAACUUAGUACUGCUUGCAGAUAUCGGCACUUCUUAUUUAAUGGUUGGGGAUGAUAAAUUCUUUGUCUUAGAUUAUGAUGAAUCCUUUUUAACACAAGUUCUAAAAGAUGAAGGGUAUACCAUUAAAUGUUAUGAAAAGGUAGGAGGUGAGUCUACCAGUGAUCUCUAUGCCCUUAAAAAAGCUAUAUUAGUUGUUGCAGAGAAACAGUGA
This is a messenger RNA of Pseudophryne corroboree (corroboree frog), 705 nucleotides long. RefSeq names its product nicotinamide N-methyltransferase-like. NCBI's taxonomy places the organism in Eukaryota, Metazoa, Chordata, Amphibia, Anura, Myobatrachidae. The coding region runs from base 1 to 705 and encodes 234 amino acids. Gene Ontology annotation, cellular component: cytosol. Gene Ontology annotation, molecular function: N-methyltransferase activity. The record is from RefSeq and is a predicted model, not a curated record. The transcript has 3 exons.